AUGUCGGACGAACUUGGCAUCACACCCGCCUGCUUCACCAAGCUCGUGCAAGAUCUCCGAAUCCACACUACUCUCACGGACUCGCGCUUCAUACAACUCGAGCAGAAGGUCGGAUUUCUCCUGCAGGCACUUCGACACAGUGAUGGUGUUCGGAAAGUGGGUCAUAGGUUUCAGCACUCGACUUCAACCAUCGCUAUGUGAGUGGAAGCUAUCGUUUGCGCAAAGGCCUCCAGUCCUUACCUCGUCUUAUUUUGCAGCGAGCUGAUUGGUUGCUACUGUCCCUUGUGCAGGUAUAUUCACGAGGUGGUCGAAGCGAUUAUGACCUCCAAGCUCUAUGGCAUAUAUGUGCAUCAACCGAGACCCGACGAACCUACCAGCGGAAUCAUCACGCGUAACCCGAAGCUCCAGCCAUAUUUCGGCCAUUGCAUUGGCGCUCUAGACGGCACUCAUGUCCCCUGGAAGGCGCGCGCUGGCGAUGAUCGUCGCUUCCGAAAUCGAAAAGGAUUUCUAUCCCAGAACGUGUUCGCGGUGUGCUCGUUUGAAUUGCUAUUCCUGCAUCUACACGCGGGGUCUGAAGGCAGCGCACAUGACCAGGAGGUUCUCGCCUGGGCGAUAGAGAAAGGCUUCCAAAUUCCUGGCCCGGUCAAGUACUAUCUUGGUGAUGCGGGAUACACCAUGUCGGAGAACAUCAUGGUCCCUUACCGCGGAGUUCGAUAUCAUCUCCGCGAGUGGAUCGCAGGUGCUCGAUCUUCGUCGCGCGAGACGUUGUGAGUACCAUCCCCUACCGAUUGCGGAAAUGCGCCGAUCGCCGCAAUGUACGAUCCCACAGGCCGCAAUCACGCCAGUCAACCGACGACAAAGAUGUGUAUUGAUUCGUACCGUUUCCCCCUGUCUUAGACCUUUCACCAAGCAAGAGCUAUUCAACCUCCGCCAUGCCCAGCUCCGCAACGUGGUCGAACGUAUUUUCGGAGUGGUGCAGCGCAAGUUCUCAAUUCUCACCGGUUCCGCGCCAGAGUACAGCUACAAGAUACAGGCAAUGAUUCCCUUGCUUUGCGCCUUUUUGCACAACUAUGUGCAUAUCAACGACCCCAUCAAUUCAUCGACUGGCAAAGCGCGAGCGGCGAGGAUGACUCUGGAAGCAAAACGUGCUCGUCUAGAAAUCAUCUACAAACGAAUAGAGGAGGCUUUGCAGAACCCAGGGGUAGCGGUGGACGAGGAAGUCGAUGACCCGCCAGAAGACCAAGCUGAGGGUCUAUCCAUGGAAGCCACACGCAAUGAGAUUUCUGAUCGAAUGUGGAUCGACUAUUUGAAGUACAAGGAGGGGCCGCGGCGUCGGCAACAGGUGCUUGAUCACCUGGACGAGCUUCUCCUCGCGUUCGAUCACGAGGGGCCUCUCCUGCGAUAG
Microbotryum saponariae is the source of this 1405-nucleotide messenger RNA. The record is from the annotation of a GenBank genome assembly. NCBI's taxonomy places the organism in Eukaryota, Fungi, Basidiomycota, Microbotryomycetes, Microbotryales, Microbotryaceae.